CCCAUUACACGUUACACUAGGGCGGGGGAGUGAUAUGGCUAGAAAGCACGGGUCUGUUUGGUCAAUGCUAUAAUGAUGGAUGUGGCUCAAGGCGCUCAUUCUUUUUGAGUCUUUGCACUUUACUUCCCUUCCUUCCCAUUUUUCCAUUUUCUUGUUUUCCUUUCUUCCCAGCUACACCCUCACUCAAUCCAUCGUCUUUUAUAUUUCUCGUCUUUCUCACCUUUCUCUCACCUCUCUCUGUCCCUCGUACGUCUUUGCUUGAUCUUAAUAAGCACAGCCCAGCGGCGAUUCAUAAGUAACAAAAAACGCAAUUUAUCUGCUGAGACGACUUUCCUGCCUGUACCUGAACCAUUAUAGUCGAUAU
Molecule: messenger RNA, 364 nt
Organism: Gamsiella multidivaricata
Lineage: Eukaryota; Fungi; Mortierellomycota; Mortierellomycetes; Mortierellales; Mortierellaceae
Exons: 1
Coding region: 80-262 (60 amino acids)
Source: RefSeq, a predicted model, not a curated record